Molecule: messenger RNA, 3221 nt
Organism: Schistosoma turkestanicum
Lineage: Eukaryota; Metazoa; Platyhelminthes; Trematoda; Strigeidida; Schistosomatidae
Source: the annotation of a GenBank genome assembly
AUGAAUGCAUCACAUGUAAAUAGUAAUAGUAAUCAUAUUCAUCAACACCAUCGUAUCAGUAAUAAUAAUACUAACCAUACUAGUACAAAUUAUCCUAGUCAUAAUCCUAUUGAUAGUGGAACGAAUAAACAUUUAUGCUGCAUAGAUUUCCCAACAAAUCCUAUUACAAAAUAUUUUAUCAUUGAAAAACAAGUAGCAAGUUGUGGACCAGAAUUAGUUUGGAAAGUAUACGAUGCUAUAAGACGUUCAGAUCAGAAACCAUGUUCAGUAUUUUUAUUCGACAAAUCCAUUGCAGACAAACUUCACAAGCCUAGAAGGCGUGAAAUUGUCACAAGUGUGCUGAAACGUGAUGUACGAUUAUUAACUCAACUUCAUCAUCCCAAUAUGUUGCAUGUUUUACAUCCAAUAGAAGAAACAAGUGAAACAUUAUCAUUUGCAAGUGAACGUGUACUCUCCAGUUUGGCCAAUAUAUUCGGCAAUCAUACCAGGCUACAACAAUUCGUCAUACAAAAUCUUAAAACAUUCAGAUUCACUGAUAUGGAUCGAAAACUCGGAAUUUAUCAAUUAACUGAACUAUUACGAUUUUUACACAUUGGUCAAUCAUUGUUUCAUAAUAAUGUGUCACCAAGUUCAAUUUUAAUAACACAUCAAAAUCAAUGGCGACUUGGAUCAGCCGCUUUCUUAGAAUCGACUCGUCUAGAAAAACAUGAUAUAUCUCAAUAUGAAUUAGGUCCUUCACCAUGGACAAGAAAAUGGCCAAAAAUGGCUCGACCAGAUUGUCAUUAUUCUGCUCCAGAAUGUUUAAAUCUCACAAAUGUAUCAAGUAGUCAUUUUGCUGGACUUCGUACUAAAGCAUCCAGUGACUUGUAUCAUUUCCCUAAUAAGAAUAGCCCAGAUCAUACGACAGUUACAGCAUCGAUUAAAUCUCAAACAAAUUCAUCUGAUGAUAUACCUGGAACAUGGUCAGAUAUGUUUUCAUUAGGUUUAGUGAUUUGUGCAUUGUAUACUUAUGGUAAUGCAGCUGAAGGAUCAGUUCAAUGGUUACAAAACACAAGGAAACGUGGAUUUGAUAAUGAAACAUCAGAAACAUCGCUUAUGAACUGUAAAGAAAAUAAUACUCAAGAGACUGGUUCCGAAUUCAUGCAUGCAGUUCAACUUAGUCAAAGUUCAGAUAUACCAGAAGCAUUCCGAUUGUCAGUUUGUCGUAUGCCUUUAGAAUUGGUUGAGCCAGUGGAGAAAUUACUUUCAAGAAAUCCACACAAGAGACCUAGUUCUCAAUUAUUUGCAUUACUAAAAUUUUUCAAUGAUCCUACAAUGUUGCUACUUGAUGGGAUUAUUAAUUUCGAGAUGAAAUCUGAUGAAGAUAGAAUAAGAGCUUUACAAAUUUUACAAAACAAUGCAGAAAAUCUUUCGAAACCAAUUCUUUAUGGUCGAAUAAUGCCUAAACUGAUUGAAUUACAUUGGCAAUUAGAAACAAGACAAUUUAGUAAUUUGCUUAAUGAUUACAAUUUAACAAUGUCAACAUCUCAUCUCUCUGUGAUGCAAAAAUCAAAUGAAGAUAUUUGUAUUCAAUCAGAUUCAUUAUUGAUCAGUGGACUAGCUCAUUUAAUUGAAGUUUGCUCUUCUAUGGAUUAUACCGAUUAUAUAGAGAAAGAUUUGAUAAAUAUUUUUGAGAAAAGUGCCAAUUUAAAAACAAAAAUAUGUUUAGUUCGGCAUACACGAUCAUUUUUGAAACAAGUACCGGAUAAUGUUAUUGAACAGUAUAUUUUACCAUUGAUGAAACAAUGUUUAGUGUCAAAUAAUAUUACAGCUCAGAUUGUUGCAUUAAACAAUAUUGAAUUGUUAAUUGGCUACAUUUCAUCUUCAGAUUUGGAAAUUAUUGUAUUACAAAAAAUUAAACAAGCUUUUCAGCAUAAUAGUCAACACUUACAGCUUGCUUCAUUACAUUGUUUAGUUGCAAUAUUAACACGUUUAUCCGAUGCAACUAUUCUAAAUGAUGUAAUUCCUUUUCUGUUGAUUGCUUCCAAUGAACUGAAGUUAAAUAUAAAUAAUGAUAAUAAUAAUAAGUUGAAUGAUGAAUACAUUCAAGAGUUCAAUGCAGAUAUUGUCAAUAAUGCUGAGGAACAUCAUGAUCAAACACAAAGUAACGCCAAUGAACAACCGAUUUCGGAACUAUGUAAUGCUUGGAAAAAAUUGUUGUAUACAAAAUCUUAUUUAUUGGAACCUCAAUUGAUUGCUACAGACAUUUUCCCUAGUCUACUACCUCAUGUGAUUGAUAAAAAAGUCAAUAUAACUGGAUUUCGGAUAUUAAUGUCUACGCUGUAUGCUCUUCUCGAUCUGUUGGACAUUCCAAAUACAGAAACUGAUGAUUUGACUGAUUCAACAACUCAAUAUCGAACUGUUCCUGCACUCACUGUUAAUCCUCCUAGUAUAGGUAGUGGUCAAGUGUCAAAACGAUCAUCGAAUUGUGAAAAUCUUGACGACAUGAAAAUGGGUCCACGAAAAUCUAUUACACGAGCUGCUGUUUCCUUUGUACCAAUGUUACACCCGAAUCAAAUUAAAGAAUUAGAAACUGGUGCAAAUAUUACAAGACGAGCAAGUGCACAUGUUAUCUGUCCACUUCCUCCACAGAAUAGUGAUUUACGCUUUGAUAAACCAACAAGUGACACAAAUUUAUCAGAUAAAAACACCAACUGCACAUCGUCAAUUUCAUUUCUAGGUUUACAACUACCAAGUGUAUCAAAACUACGUAGGCAUAGUUGUGAUGCACAACGUCAAGAACAAAAUAAUAAAUCACCUGUACAAAACGACAAAAUGAAUGAGAAUUUAUCUAGACGUAGCAGUGAUCAAUCAUUACCGGAUACCGCUGAUCGUAAUACAAAUUGGUUUACUCAGCCUAAAUCACGUGGUCUAUUGAAUUCUGAAGAGAAAAACUUACUCACUGCUCAAGUAUGCGAAGGACCAUUUCUACGUACGUCAAAUAUACAGACAAAGUUAAAUCAGACUUCUUCACAGGUCAAUGAACCUGUAAAACAAAUUACUUCAAAUUCUAAACUGGGUAACGAACUAAACGUCGGACGUCAUGCAUCAAGAAGAUCGAGUCUGAUAGCAAUUGGCGAUUCUGUGAUGAAUCUAUUAAGCAAAUAAAGAGGAAAACAGCUCAAUAACCUGUAACCACAUUAUCAAUCGAUCAUAACUAAUAAUCAUUUUUACAUAAAGCG